CGUAAAGCGGAAAGCGAUGGCGGCCCUGCACGAACUGGCCGUGCAACGCUGCGGGUGCUGCAGAGGAUCGCAGACUGACCGGGAGUCGCGGUUCCCGCAUUCGCUGGCGCCUCCGUCCGGCAGCGAGGGAACUGCCGGACCGGAAGAGGGAGCCGCCUCCGGCUCACCACUGGUGGAAACUGACCAACUCGCACCUCCGAAGUGGGAGAUCCGGCAAGUGUGCGUUAAAGAAGAAACUCCGCCUGAAGUACUUGCUGAUGAUCCAGUUUCCAUUUCUGAUGCGCAGAUCAUAAAGGAAGAGGUUCUUGAAGAUCCAGCAGCAGACUCGGGGUUCAGUGUAUUUAUUAAAGAGGAUCCAGAUUUAGAUUUAGGAGUGGAUGCAAAUGACAAUAAAGAGGCAGCCACAAGCGGAUACACUUCAGAUAUUACACGACCCGCAGUGUGGCGAGAUGUUCGAGAAUGGCAAAUUCUGCUGCCGGCACGUGAAGAGACCGAACUGCAGGGGUCUCGUGGUGGCGGUGCCCACGCGCCUUUUGCAUCCGCACCUCGGCCGCCGCGAACACCACCGCCGGCAACACGACACACCCUACACGAGCCCGUCAGAAUACCGGCAGCUGCCGGAGACCGCAGGCGGCGCUGCCGUAGGCGGCGCCGAGACGCGACCGUCCCAUCCGCUCUGCACUGGGUACGAGGACUGCACGCAUCUUUGUCGCACAGCACCGCCACCUCGACCCCGGCCGGCUCGUCGGUUUCUGAGGUCGGCGGCACCGGACGGGCCGCCCUCGACUCGUCACAAUCUGGCUCUGGCCGUGGCCGACGCGGCGGUGAGAACCGGACGUGGGACGAGACGAAACUGGCGGAAGCCGCCACUGUUCCGACCUCUGCAUCUGGCCGCACUGCCACCGGUGACGGCUCUGGGGGAACCGCCACGGGCAGUGCUACUGGUGGGGUGGACGAAGAGCGGCUUUUCGGCGAUACCGGCUCGGCCCGUACUGUCGACACGAAGCCGCCGAUCUGCUACGCGAAGCUCAUCGCUAUGGCCAUAGCGGAUUCACCGCAGAGGAGGGCGACUGUGACUGAGAUUUACGCCUACAUCGUGAGCCACUUCCCCUACUACGAGCGCAACAAGAAGGCCUGGCAAAAAUCGAUCCGCAACAUCCUGUCGCUCGGCAAGUACUUCGUCAAAGUGCCGCGGGAGGACGGCAACCGCAAGGGCGAGUGCUGCUGCUUCUGGAUGCUCAACUGGAAAUACAAGGAGAGGUUCGCGAGUGCCAACUUCCGCUGGAAGCAGUCCACGAAGCGGCCAGUCCGCAGGGGUCCGAAGGCGAUCACCACACCUUUAGCGCCCUGCGAGAAAACUGUCACCUCGCUGCACUGCGCCAGGACUGCCACCCCAACCUCCACACGUGUGUCAGUCUCCGAUGUCGGGAACCCUGGCAAGGAUGCCUCCGACUCGUCCCACCCUUACGGUGACCACAGCCGGGACUUCUCGGCGUCAGACGCGAUGACGUCUGUGAGCGACGCUGCAACUGCAACUACAUCUAGUGGCAUUGGCAACUGCGGUGGCAGAGACAACUAUGCCAACAGUGGGGGAACCACCGUGUGCAGUGCUGCCAGUGGGGUGAACGAGGAGCAGCGCCGUGGCGGUGCAGGCUCAGCCAGUACUGCCAACACGAGGCCACCAUUCUGCUAUGUGAUGCUUGCUGCUAUGGCCAUUGCACAUUCGCCACACAGGAGGGCGACGCAGUCGGAGAUCUGCGCCUACAUCGAGAACCGUUUCCCGUACUUUGAUCGCAAGAAGAAGGUCUGGCGCAGCUCGGUCCGGGCGUACCUGUCGCUCGGCAAGUACUUCGUCAAAGUGCCGCGGGAGGAUGGCGAUCAUGGGGAGCACUACUGGACGCUCGACCCGCAGUACGUGGACGUGUUCAACUUCGGCGGCUUCCGCGACUACCCGUGCGUGAAGCGGACGUUCUGCAGGCGGUGCGAGAAGCAGCCGUUUCUCGGGCCCCGGGAGCGGUGACGCCUCUGAGAGUGCCCGACGCCACCGCCAGCCCCACCCGCCAUCUCCAGAUCGCGCGACGCAGCCCCACCGUGUCGGAGCAUCUCGAGCUGCCGGCUGCUGCCGACAGGUUGCAGUGCGGUCCCACGCCUCUCUCGACUGCCGUCACCGCCUGCCCGUACUGUGCCACGUGCGACCACAGGUCUACCCAAAUUUCUGACGGGUACAACAGUGCUCC
This is a messenger RNA of Schistocerca nitens (vagrant locust), 2237 nucleotides long. RefSeq lists its product as uncharacterized. Lineage: Eukaryota; Metazoa; Arthropoda; Insecta; Orthoptera; Acrididae. The coding region runs from base 17 to 2020 and encodes 667 amino acids. The transcript has 13 exons. The record is from RefSeq and is a predicted model, not a curated record. Gene Ontology annotation, biological process: regulation of transcription by RNA polymerase II; anatomical structure morphogenesis; cell differentiation. Gene Ontology annotation, molecular function: RNA polymerase II cis-regulatory region sequence-specific DNA binding; DNA-binding transcription factor activity, RNA polymerase II-specific.